Molecule: messenger RNA, 1800 nt
Organism: Talaromyces atroroseus
Lineage: Eukaryota; Fungi; Ascomycota; Eurotiomycetes; Eurotiales; Trichocomaceae
Exons: 3
Coding region: 1-1800 (599 amino acids)
Source: RefSeq, a predicted model, not a curated record
AUGUGGAAGUGGCUCUCAAGAUGUGUGCCCGGGCUAAGCUUGUUGUUACUCAUCGCUCUACUGUGUCUUGCCUUUCCAGAUGCUAUGAGCAGGCCUCCUGACAUUUUACCUUGGUCGAGGAAUCAUCAUCCUCCUCCCACAACUCCUCAUGGGAACGGCCCCCCGAGACAUCCAAUGCCCUUGUCAUUAACUCAGAAGACCUUUCUUGGAUAUACCCUGCUAGUUCACUUUAAUGCUUUCACUUUCGUGUGCAGGUUAGCCCAGGCAUUCUCGCGGAUGCUUAAGGAGACACGCGCCGUACUGCGCCGACGUCCAUCGUCCCAAUCCUCCUCCUGCACACCUUCCUUUUGUGACAGCCCGAUGAUGACUCCUAGUAUAUCGACCGAACACCCUAUCUGCUUCGAUUUGGGAUCCCUAGAAGACGGCAAGGAGGGUGAAGUUAUUCAUGCAAUAAUAUUGCCCAAUUACUCCGACGAUCUGGGCACGCUUCAAACAACAUUAAGAGUUCUUGCUUAUCAUCCCCGCGCUGCCACUCAAUACGAGGUCUUCCUUGCCAUGGAACAAAAAGAGAUCACUGCCCCCGAAAAAGCGGCAACUCUUAUUUCAACCUUUCAAGAACGCUUUCGGGAUAUUUCUGGCACCUUUCAUCCUGCUGGCCUCGCGGGGGAAAUCAGCGGCAUGGGUUCUAACGUGGCUUGGGCUGCUAAACAUAUUGUAGAAACACGCACAGAGGACACCGUGGACUGUCGCGAUGUGAUAAUCACUGUCAAAUGGAUGGCAACCGACACCCACCUCUCGCAGGAUUAUUUCAACGAGAUUCGCCAUAAGCAUUGGCAACACAACGCCGAGGCUGAACGCGCAUUUUACGCCUCUCCAAUCAUUUUCGAUCGUAAUUCGAAUAGUGUCCCAAUUCUUGUCCGAUGUGCCGAUCUGCUGUGGGCGUUUGCUGGUGUCUCGGCCAUGUACCCCGGCUGUUCGAUCAUCAUUCCCACCUCUGUUUACUCUUUACCGCUAGCUCUCGCAAAGAGAGUUGGUGGAUGGGAUGGAGAUCCAACUGCCAUUGGCGAGGACAUGCACAUGCUUCUGAAAUGCUAUUUUGAGACGGCUGGUGACAUUGUUACGCACGUUAUCGCCAGCCCCGCGAGUCAAUGUAAUAUCCAAAGCACGGGUGAUGACAACUGGGGCCCAGGUGCCUUGACCCUUUUUGCAAGAUACCGACAAGCCCUGCGUCACAUGUGGGGAUCUCUAGACACCGGAUACUCGGUUCGUCAGAGCGUAGGAUGCCUUGUCGGCAAAGGAUCUCGUCGUUUUCAGCUGAAAGUUCGACAUUUGGCCUUGUUUCAUCUUCUCUUUGAGGCACAUUUCCUUCCGUGCCAUUUAACAGUCCUACUUGUGUUCUCUGCUGUGUACACGGCCUGUGUCCCUGCAUCAAGCAUGAACCCGACCCUGGCGUGGGCAUUUUGGAUCACCGGAGUGCUCCGCGGACUAGUGCUCCGCGGACUGUCCUUUGUUGGAAUGAAUGCAUGCAUCACGCUUUAUGAUUCUUGGUAUGAUAUCUGCGUUGGAGCUCGUGCUCGUGACAUGACCAAAGCUGGCGUGAAUGAUACUGGAUUCUCAUUCAGGAAAUGGUAUCACCCACGACAGCUUGCUGAAAGAGUCUGUUUCCCCAUCGCGGGUACAGUUUUCGGGUCGAUUCCAGCUAUUCAUGCCGAAUUAUCUCAUUUCUGGACUGAUCGAUUGGUGUACCGUGUCAGCAAAAAACCAACGUUUGCUUCGGCUCCAGUCGCUCUUCCUGUCUAG